CGAGCUUGAAUCGACAUGGAAGGGCUCAUAGAAUAUGUCGCACGACACUCUUGACUGCCAGUAUGCGUGCUAUAUGCGGUCUGGCAUGACGUUUGAUGUGUUUUUGGAAAGCAAGUGAAAACAUGACAGCUGAGUAUACUACAUGUUCAAACUCUUGAAAAGCGGUGGUUAAAUAAACAGCGUUAACCAUUGCAUCUUGCUGGAUGAUACUAUAAAGAGGCUUGUCGUACGCUUCUUGUGGUGAACAGCAGUCGAGACAUUCCAUAUCUUAUCUUCCAAUACCCGUACUUGUUUAAUCCACAUUCGCAUAAUACUUUAUAAUACCCUAAUACUCCUUCCUUGACGGAACAGAGCGAGACACCUCUAUCAUUAUGAAAUUCCUUAUUUUUUUCCUACCGUCGGUCACACUUGCCGCCCUCGCCUCAAUCUCACAAAAUGAUGUGCAGAGCGGCGGCGGCUGCAAGCCCAUGACCGUCCUCUUUGCCCGCGGAACGACUGAGUUGGGCAACAUGGGUUCAAUUGCUGGACCACCUUUUGCCAUCGCUCUUGGCGCGAUGAUGGGAGGUGCUGGUAACGUCGCUGUUCAGGGCAUCCAGUAUCCAGCAGAUGUGCCUGGUUUCCUUGUUGGUGGAGACAGAGGAGGCAGCCAGCUCAUGGCACAGAUGGUCGGACAGGUUCGGGCUCAAUGCCCGGACACUACACUAGUAAUGGCAGGCUACUCACAAGGUGGCCAGCUUGUCCACAAUGCUGCCGAUAUGCUUAGUGCCGAGGACUCGGCAUUUGUGUCUAGCGCAGUCAUAUUCGGUGACCCAAACAACGGCAAACCGGUCGGCAAAGUCGCAGCAGCAAACACUAAAAUCAUAUGCGCACCUGGCGACCUCAUCUGUGCAGGCCAGCCUAUCAUAUUGGCACCUCACCUGUCGUAUGGUGCUAACGCGGCUCAGGCUGCUCGAUUUGUCAUGAGCAACAUGGCAGCUGGUGGCGCGGCGGCUGGAGCAGCAGCAGGAGCAGGUGCAGGUGCAGGUGCAGGUGCUGGUACUGCUAAGGGGGCUUCCAAGGGGGCCACCCGAGCGGUGCAAGCAAAGUCCUUCAUCUCUUAGACCCCCAUGUCGGUUUGUAGACUCUUCUUCACAUGAUGUGCU
Messenger RNA from Alternaria rosae, 1142 nucleotides. RefSeq names its product cutinase-domain-containing protein. Bases 372 to 1100 code for a protein of 242 amino acids. Gene Ontology annotation, biological process: carbohydrate catabolic process. Gene Ontology annotation, molecular function: cutinase activity. Gene Ontology annotation, cellular component: extracellular region. The record is from RefSeq and is a predicted model, not a curated record. The transcript has 2 exons. Lineage: Eukaryota; Fungi; Ascomycota; Dothideomycetes; Pleosporales; Pleosporaceae.